Molecule: messenger RNA, 690 nt
Organism: Diabrotica balteata
Lineage: Eukaryota; Metazoa; Arthropoda; Insecta; Coleoptera; Chrysomelidae
Source: the annotation of a GenBank genome assembly
AUGGCGCUUGAAGACCGGUCAAGCCCUAGUGCUGCGGCUAGUCCGAAUAACACUGAACGAUCAAACGCCCCCAAUUCCCCGGAAUCAACCAGAACAUCUAGCUACACCUGCAUGACCAUCAACCAUGAAGAAAAUUCGAGAAGUUUUAUAUCCACUCCUACAUCGUCGCCAAACCACUACCAAAAACCCGAAACAGAAAGAUCCUUUUUUAGGAUAACAUCCUUCGCUCUUCCUAGCCCCAAAAGCGAAUGUGAACGAAAUAGUCCAAGAAGCUUUCGAUCUCCGUCACCUUCUGAAAGUGUUUCGUCAAAAUCAUCUUCCGAGCACAACGAACCUACAAUACAAACUCUAAAAUAUUCUAUAAACAAUAUUCUUAAACCGGACUUCGGUAAAUCAGCCGUCCUCAAAACAAAAACAACACCAAAAGUUAUCUUUAAACCAUAUGAAAAGUGCGAAAAAUCCAAAGAAGACCUCGUGGCUCCCUUAGGUAGUUUGUGCCAGACAGUUUCGCAAAUCGGAAGUUUGAUUAAAAAAAGUCCGGAGCUAAUCUCGAGGCCAAAGAGUCCAGUUAAAACGCUGCCGAAUCCCGAGGAGAUCAAGAAAGACGAAGACGGAAACGUGCCGACACUCUGGCCUGCAUGGGUCUACUGCACGCGGUAUUCGGAUCGACCGAGUUCAGGUAAGAUUUGA